AUGGUAUUUGGGAAAAAGAGAAUACACGAAAUACCCUCAUCCGAUAGUGAUAGUGAUCAAAAUUCUGCAAGUGAUGAAGAAAUUCCUCAAAGUCUACCUCAACCAAAAGUGAAAAAUUCAUCAACUCAAAGUCAUUCAACCAAUGAAACAACCAAACCUCCUUUAGCCCAAGAAGUGAUAUACACCGGUGUGACCGGGAAAAAUCCGGGGGGAACUAAAAAUUGGACAUGCAAACACUGUAGAAAUUCAUUCAAAAGUACUUACACUAGGAUUCACUAUCAUUUCUUUGGUGCUCCACAAGGGAAAAGUUGUGGCAUUCAAAGAUGUGCAGCACUGUUGAAUGACAGAGAAACUUAUGAAAGAAUAAGAAAAAAGGUUCAAGAAGCAGAAGAAUCUGGUGUGACUCCAUCUUUGAAGUGUUCUACCCUCAAAAAGAAAGAAAAAGGGGCGUGUUCCAAGUCUCUUGAAGAAGCUUUCCAACUUUUGGGAAGAGAUGCUGUUGACAUGAAGGUGAUGAAAGGACUAUGUGCCAAUGGAAUUCCUUUUAAUGUUCUGAGAAAUCCACAAUUUGUGGAAAUGGUUAUGGCUAUUAACAAUGGUCCUAAAGGCUACAAACCUCCCUCUUCUGAAAAGGCAAGAACGGUUUUAUUAGACGAGUGUAAAAGACACAUUGACAAAGAUUUAGCUCCUAUCAAGGAUACAUGGUUUCAUCAAGGGGUCUCCAUUGUGUUAGAUGGCUGGAGUAAUGUAAAGCAUAUGCCACUAAUUAAUGUUCUUGCCGUGAAUAGUAGAGUUGCUAUGUUUUUAUAUGCCGACGACUUUUCUGGAGUUGAAAAAACUGGAGUUGCUAUUGCUGAAUAUUUGAUUAAAGCCAUUGAAGAAAUCGGACCAUCUAAUGUUCUACAAGUGGUGACCGAUAAUGCUGCAAAUUGUAAAGCUGCUGGGAAGGAAAUACAAAAGGUAUAUAAGCAUAUUUUUUGGUCUCCUUGUGUUGUGCAUACUUUAAAUUUGAUUUUUAAAGACUUUGUUGAAUCAUUUGAAUGGCUGAGAAAUACAUAUAAACAAGGAAAGACUAUAGUUAAGUACAUUAUUAAUCAUAGUCAAGUUCUAGCUAUGUAUAGAGCAAAUUCAAAGCUUGAAUUGUUGAAGGUAGCAAAGACUAGAUUUGCAUCACAUUACAUUUUACUUAAGCGACUACUUGUGUGUAGAGAAGCACUUGCAACUACUGUUGUGUUGAACAGUUGGAAAGAAUGGAUUAAGCAAGGAGAUGAAAACACAAGAAAAAUAGGUGCUUUAGUUGCUGAAACUAUUGGUAGUGAUUUUUUUUGGGAAGAAGUUGAGCAUGUGGUUAAGAUAACAAAACCCAUUUAUCAUUUGAUUAAAUUUGCUGAUGGUGAAGGGCCAAAAAUGGGAGAAUUUUAUGAGAAAAUGGAUUCUAUGCUUGGGGAAAUACAAGAGAUUAUGAAAACAAAUAAAUAUGCAAAUUGUUAUUCUGAAUUGGAAAAAAUUAUUACUGCAAGAUGGACCAAAAUGAAUUAUACCAUCCAUUGUUUAGGUUUUGCAUUAACCCCUAGAUUUUAUGAUACUCAUUAUCUUUCUACACCUGCCCCUGGAGGUAUAGCUAGAAAAGCUCCAAACCAAGAUAAGGAAGUAGUGACUGCAGUUAUGCAAGCUUUUGAAAAAAUAUCAGAAAAUGCGGAGGAACAAAAACUAUUACGUGAUCAGUUUGCUAUAUUUCACACAAAAAAAGGAAUAUAUGCAAUGUCUGCAGCUCAAUUAGAUGCUGUAACCAUGGAUUCUAUUGAUUGGUGGUCAAUGUAUGGAUCUGAAACUCCUGAACUAGCAGAGGUGGUAAAAAAAGUAUUAUCUCAACCAAUAAGUAGCUCUUCUGCUGAAAGAACUUGGAGUACUUAUUCAUAUAUCCAUAAUGUAAAAAGAAAUCGGCUUAAUUGUGCAAGAGCGGACAAAUUGGUUUAUAUUCACUCAAAUAUUCGCUUACAGUCACGAUUUUCUGAUAGCUACAAGAAUGGUCCUUUCAUAAAAUGGGAUAUGAAUCAUGAUGACACUUGUUUGGAAGAAUCUUUUGUUGUACUUCAAGACCUUAGCUGGGAAUUAGAUGAAGAAAUGGAUGAAGGAGUGGAUGAUCAGAGAAAUGUACUUAGGGGAGCUUCUAUCAAAAGAGGAAAAAAGAAUAAGAAUUGA
Molecule: messenger RNA, 2202 nt
Organism: Cicer arietinum (chickpea)
Lineage: Eukaryota; Viridiplantae; Streptophyta; Magnoliopsida; Fabales; Fabaceae
Molecular function (GO): protein dimerization activity
Source: RefSeq, a predicted model, not a curated record